CAUCUAUAUAAACUCGUAAUGUGUCUCAAAUAAGUGAAGAGCGCGAUUCGUCGCAGCCAUUUAAUCCUCGCCUCGUCGAGAUCUCUCUCCAAUAAUGAAUACCCGAGAGACCACCCAUGCAAUUAGGAGCUACCUUUGUUGAAGCCGCGAAGGCUAAGAGGUACCUUGAAGAUGUGAUAGUCUCACAAGCAGGCCAUCCCCUUCCGAAGGUACUGGGGGGGUGUGGCUGUACAGCCCAAGCAAAGGCCGGUCACUCCAACCGGCAGAGUCGCUGGCCUGUGAAAUCUGCUAGGUUUAUCCUGGAUCUCCUCAAGAAUGCCGAAAGUAAUGCCGAUUCGCAGGUCAAUCAAUACAACUACUGAACUGAAAGAAUAUUUCAAAGCAUUGGCAGCUUACCGAAUUCUUGAUGAUAUUGUCUCCAUAUGGCGAUUGAAUGUUCUAGAAGCUUCCCAAGAACAUACUGUGACCAUUAAGAUGACUGGCUCUCUUGACAAGGGUAAAAGUGCGUGUACAUCUUGCCUUUCAUUAUUCUCAUCUUGGCGAGAAAGUUUUGAUGUUCAAUGAGGGGCUUUCAUGGAUUGAACCGAUGCAGCUACAGACUCACUAGGACAACUUAUGUAGCUAAAGAUAUUCAGAAUGUCAAUACUGCAAGAAUUUCAGCAUCCCGUGGUCUUUAUGUGCUUAAUGAUCCUGCUGUAUAUAACAGGAUACUCCAGUGGAGUGUUCAACAUUUUUCUACUAGUCUACAUGAGACCAUCCAAUGGGAAUGCUUAUCGUCCUCAUCCGAAACCUUAUCGAAGAAGCUUGAAGUCGCUUUGAAAGAUGACAAUGUCGAUGAAGCAUGGGAAGCUUUUAGCAGUUUUAGAAGGCUUUAUGGUCUUCCUAAACUACAGUUGGUGAAUAGAAUGGUCUUAUUGCUGUCUUAUUCAUCUAGUCAUCAAUGGCUUCAGAAAGCAUAUGAUAUCACACUCAUGGUUUAUAAAGAGAACCCUAAUUAUCUCGACUGCAGCUUAUUAACCAAGCUAGCUCUAACCCUAGUGAGAGCUCAAAUGCCCAUUCCUGCCUCUACGAGUCUGAGGAUAAUCUUAGAGAAUGCAAAGCUUCCAUCACUUGAUAUAUUGAGCACUUUGUUCUUGCAUCUGGUUAAGACGGAAGUUGGAUCCUAUCUUGCAAUUGAUCUCCUGAUCGAGACUUGUGAGCUCUUUUUGUACAAAGUCACAGAAAGGAAGAAAGCCAAGAAAGUAGGUGCGAUAAAGCCCAGUGUAAACGUGUUUAAUCUUGUCCUGGACUCUUGUGUAAGGUAUGGAUGCACCUUGAAGGCACAAGAAAUAAUACGAUUGAUGUCAUCGGUAGGAAUAGUAGCUGAUGCAAAUUCCAUCAUACUCAUUGCUAGGAUUUUCCAGAUGACAGGACAACGUGGUGAGUUGAAGAGAUUGAAGGAAUAUAUUGAUUGCAUCUCUUCUCCGUCACUGAGUCGCCAAUAUCGACAGUUUUAUGACUGUUUGUUGAGCCUACACUUUAUAUAUGGCGAUAUUGAUGCUGCUACAGAACUCGUGCUUGAUCUCUAUCGGCGACCAAAGUCUAAUAAAUUCUUCAAUAAUGAGUUCCAAAAGCAUUGCUUGGUGCAAAUCGGCUCAAGUAACCUAAAGUCAGGAUUCAAAGUAAUUAUUGAGCCCACAAAGCUGGACAAUGAUUUUCUCAUUGAUGUACAAGGCAGCCCAGAGCUAGUCCUUUUGUCAGACGGUAAGCUCGUUCCGAGUGAAAAGGCUUUUGCGAAGCUUAUCAACGCCUUCGUCAGAGAGAGAAUGAUUGGUGAACUCUGUCAUUUUAUGACUACAUUGCAUAAAGAAGUUGAUUUCAAAGUAAAUGGUUUGUGUUUUAAUGUGAUGGGCGCCUGCAUCCAGAUGGGUUGGUCUGAUGUCGCCCAUGAUAUUCUAGAUGAUUUGGAAUCAGCUGGAGUUCCUCUUGAAGCGAAUACAUAUGCCUUACUUUUGCAAGCAUAUUGCGAAGAUAACAAGUUGGAAGAAUCUAAAAAGCUUUCGAAACAGAUAGAAAAAGCAGGUCUUCUUGGAACCGAUGAUGAUGCAACUUCCACUUCUCUUGAGACUAAGUCGCAUCUGGGUGAGUUUCUGGAAAAGGAAAUCCAAAAAGAACAUGUUGGGAGUCAACUAAUUUAUGAUCUUAACAAUUCCAUUCUUUUCUUUUGCCAAGCAAAUAUGGUUGAAGAUGCUAUGAGGACGUUUAGACGCAUGAGAAAGAGAAAUAUCCGGCCGACCAUGCAGACUUUUAAAUUUCUACUUGAUUGUUAUUCUUCCCUACAAUCGUACCGUGCGAUUACGAUAUUAUGGGGAGAAAUAAAGAGAGAGAUGGAAGAUAAAGAUUUAGCAGCAGAUAGAGACUUGCUUGAUUACUUGCUUUUAAAUUUUCUUAAAGGUGGCUACUUUGAGAGGGUGAUGGAGAUUAUCAGCUACAUGUCGAAGCAUAAUAACUUCGUUGAUAAGUGGAAGUAUAAAAGGGAGUACAUGAAAUUCCACAAGAAUCUUUACAGGAACUUAAAGGUAUCAGAAGCUAAAACAGAGGCUCAAAGUAAAAGACUGGAGCACGUUCGGGCUUUUAGGGUUUUGGUUGGCAUUAACCAACGAUACUAAGAAGAUGUAAUCAUGUUUCUAUUGUGCAAAUGUUUCAAUAAGAAGAGGUUAGUAGCUAUAUUGUUUAUCCGGCGGCUUUCACUCGGUAGAAACUUGCUUCAAGGCCGUAUCCUAUAGUUCGAUUCUGCUGUACUCAAAAUUGAACUGAUUAAUUUGUAACCUAUUACAUAUGAGAUUUUAGCCUAUGCAGACGGAUUGAAGGCUCAGCGACAACUUUAUAUUUGUGACGCAUACAUUAUCCAUCAAUCAACUUCAUACCACUACUCCGGGAUCUCAUUCAUAACUUUGAUUCUACGUUUGUAAUGCUAUAUGUGCACAUUCUUAAAUUAGGUGAACAUUUUACAUUUUAUUACAUGUACAGUAUAUGAUCAUUUUUUAUUUAUAAUUGGACAAUUUGCAUAAAUAAAGAGUCCAUUAAUUU
This is a messenger RNA of Ananas comosus (pineapple), 3069 nucleotides long. Its product is annotated as pentatricopeptide repeat-containing protein At4g17616. The record is from RefSeq and is a predicted model, not a curated record. Lineage: Eukaryota; Viridiplantae; Streptophyta; Magnoliopsida; Poales; Bromeliaceae. The transcript has 4 exons. Bases 561 to 2648 code for a protein of 695 amino acids. Gene Ontology annotation, molecular function: protein binding.